Capra hircus (goat) is the source of this 1508-nucleotide messenger RNA. It is a transcript of the gene CCR3, whose product is annotated as C-C motif chemokine receptor 3. The record is from RefSeq and is a predicted model, not a curated record. Gene Ontology annotation, cellular component: cytoplasm; membrane. NCBI's taxonomy places the organism in Eukaryota, Metazoa, Chordata, Mammalia, Artiodactyla, Bovidae. Gene Ontology annotation, molecular function: C-C chemokine receptor activity. Gene Ontology annotation, biological process: immune response; inflammatory response; G protein-coupled receptor signaling pathway.
UAAACCACUCUGCAGUGUUGGUGUUUCAUUUCGUCGCCGGCAUCUGGCGCCCAACGUGGGGCACGACGGAACCGAAAGGGGACAAGGAAAAUGGCAACUUCAGUUGAUGGGAUCGAAACUGUGGGUGAAGUUGCUGGGACCACACCCUACGACUAUGAGGGGGCACUGCCAUGCGAGAAAAGCAAUGUCAAGGAGCUGGCGGCCCAGUUCCUGCCGCCGCUGUACUCCCUGGUAUUCAUGAUUGGCCUGCUGGGCAAUGUAGUGGUGGUGGUGAUCCUCACAAAAUACAAGAGGCUCCGUAUUAUGACCAACAUCUACCUGCUCAACUUGGCCAUUUCUGAUGUGCUCUUCCUAGUCACGCUGCCAUUCUGGAUUCACUAUGUUAGGUGGAAAGAGUGGGUUUUUGGCCACCACAUGUGUAAGUUGCUCUCCGGGCUCUAUUACAUGGGCUUGUACAGCGAGAUCUUCUUCAUCAUCCUCUUGACCAUAGACCGGUAUCUGGCCAUCGUCCACGCCGUGUUUGCCCUUCGAGCCCGGACAGUCACUUUUGGUAUCGUUACCAGCAUCUUCACCUGGGGCCUGGCAGGGCUAGCAGCCCUCCCUGAAUUUUUCUUUCAUGAGACCCAAGAGGAGGCUGGACUGACUAUCUGCAGUCCUCUUUACCCAGAGAAUAAUGUAAAUGCCUGGAAGCAAUUCCAUGCUCUGAGAAUGAAUAUCCUGGGUCUCGCUCUGCCCCUGCUCGUUAUGGCCGUCUGCUAUUCAGGAAUUAUUAAGACACUGCUGAGAUGUCCCAGCAGAAAAAAAUACAAAGCCAUUCGACUCAUUUUUGUCAUUAUGGUGGUCUUCUUUAUUUUCUGGACACCCUACAAUCUGAUUGUCCUACUCCUUGCUUUUCAAAUGCACUUAGAGACCGAUUGUGAGCAGAGCAGACAGCUGGACCUGGCCAUGCUGGUGACCGAGGUGAUCGCCUACACGCACUGCUGUGUCAACCCCGUGAUCUAUGCCUUCGUUGGUGAGAGGUUCCGGAAGCACCUCCGCCACUUUUUCCACAGACAUGUGGCCAUCUACCGGAAAUUCAUGCCAUUUCUUCCUAGUGAAAAAUUGGAAAGAGCCAGCUCUGUCUCCCCAUCAACAGGGGAGCAGGAACUCUCUGCUGUAUUUUAGAUCAAGAGCAGAACAAUGCCUAAAGAAGAUGCACAGACCAGACAAAGCCAACACAUUGACCUCUUCAGCAGUCCUUUGAACUUCCAGCACAAUGGCUACAGCUCUUGAAGUCAUUAAAAUAUAUACACAAUGGUGACGGUGUAUCUAUGCACCCCAAGGUCAUUACCAAAUGUCAACAGCUGGGCAAUGACUUAUCAUGAACCCUGAACGGCAGAGCUUUGCUUGAUUCACUCGAGUCACAUAAUUUUAAUGCACCUGAAUGUUAGAUGGUUAUUAUAUGCAGCUACAAACUAGUCAAGCUUUUUAUAUCUUAAACCUUAACUUCAGCCAGUUAUUGAUAUAAA